This is a messenger RNA of Eriocheir sinensis (Chinese mitten crab), 3296 nucleotides long. RefSeq names its product nuclear pore glycoprotein p62-like. NCBI's taxonomy places the organism in Eukaryota, Metazoa, Arthropoda, Malacostraca, Decapoda, Varunidae. Bases 376 to 1938 code for a protein of 520 amino acids. The record is from RefSeq and is a predicted model, not a curated record. Gene Ontology annotation, molecular function: phospholipid binding; structural constituent of nuclear pore. Gene Ontology annotation, cellular component: nuclear pore; nuclear pore central transport channel. The transcript is spliced from 8 exons. Gene Ontology annotation, biological process: RNA export from nucleus; protein import into nucleus.
GAGGAAGAGAACACGGCCUAACCAGCCCCCUAAAACACCCUGAAGAAGAAAAUCUCAGUGAAGACCGGAGAAAAGGAUAGGAAAAGCGGCGAGGUGCUGAGAAAAAGGAAAGAGAAAGAGAACAGCAAGAGCGGAGAACUCAAACUCCGGAGCCGUUGUAAAGGCUGGCAGGCAGGCAGGCUGGCAGGCUCCCCCACGCUGAGUGACCGUGUGUGUGGCGGCCCUGCUACUCUGCUGCUCUCACCACACCGAGAAGAAGACACCACAGCGCUGCUGCCGCCGUGCCCGUUCCCGUGCCCAGCAGCACACACACACACACACACACACCGCGGCGGGGAACAGUGGUUUUUGACAGAGAUCAAGAAGUGAAGAAAGAUGUCGUUUAAUUUUGCAGGAGGCGCAGGAGGGGCCAGCGCUCCCAAGACAACCGCCAGUAGCUUCAGUUUUCCCACCAUGACCACCUCCACGGCGAGCACCACCGGCACCAGUGGCGGCGGCUUCAGCUUCGGCUCUGCCCUGGCCCCCCAGACCUCUGUGGCAUCCCCUUUUAGCUUUGGCACCACACCUGCAGCCUCCACAGCCGCAGGCACCACUGGCGGCUUCUUCUCCCCUCCGGCCACCACCACUCAGCCGCCAGCACCAGCCAGCAGUCUCUUCUCGGCCCCUCCUGCCUCCUCCGCAUUAGCCUCCAACUUUAGCUUCGCUGCCCCAGCUGCCACCACAGCAAGUACUGGCUUCACAGGCUUCCAGCUGCCGGCCUCCACCCCAGCCCUCACCCCGGCCUCCACAGCAGCCUCCACCCUUCAGUUUGGAGGGGCCACCAAGCCCCAAGGAUCAGCCCCUGAGCCAGCCAAGUCUGCUACACCCACCUUACAGGCAGCCUUCUUCGCACCAAAGCCUGCAGCUGGCUUACUCCUGGGCCAAACACCCACCGUCACGGCCGCCACCACCACCACCCCUGCAGCCACCUCCUCCGGCUUCCCCACCCUCCUGGCGGGACAGACCUUAGCCGCCUCCACAACCACAGCCGCCACCACUGCCACCUUGGGACUCGGCAGCAGCACCUCCACUUUAGGACUCAGCAGCACCCCUACCCUGGGCCUUGGCAGCACCCCUACCCCGGGCCUUGGCAGCACCCCUACCCCGGGCCUUGGCACCACCCCUACCCUGGGACUUUGCAGCACCCCUUCCCUGGGACUUGGCAGCACCACCGCCCCGGGACUUGGCAGCACCCCCGCCCUGAGCCUUGCUGCCACCACCACCACCACCGCCACAGCAGCACCAACCUCCCUGCCCACCAGUACCCCCAUCCUGGCCUCCCACACCACCGCCACGAGCACCAGCAGCUCCACUCUGGCCCCAGCACCAGGCGCCGCAACAGCAGGCCUGAGUGUUGCCGGCCUUGAAGAAAAGGUAAACAAAUGGAUGUCAGAGCUGAGGGAACAGGAGGAGCGGCUCAUGCGUCAGGCAGCCCAUGUCAACGCCUGGGACCAGCUGCUCCAGCAAGGCCAUGACCAGGUGCAGCAGCUGCGCCACACACUGAACAACGUCAAGACUGACCAGAACAGGCUGCAGGCUGAGCUUGACUUCAUCCAGGGUCAGCAGCAGGAGUUGGAGCAGCUCAUAGAUCCCCUGGAGGCAGCGGCAGCGUCCACCACGCCGGCGCAGCACCAGGGAGACCGCCAGCGUGAGAACAUGCACCUCGUGGCUCAGAACCUUGACUCUCAGUUGCGGCAGAUAACAGAUGACCUGUGCAAAGUGAUCGAGCACCUCAACUCCAGCAACUCCGGGUCUCGCGCCACAGACCCGGUGAAUACGGUGGCGCGGGUGUUGUCAGCCCACAUGGACACUCUCAAGUGGGUGGACCAGAACAGUGCGCUGCUCAGCCAGAAGAUUGACGAACUCUCCCGAACCUCGGACAACAAGCGCAGGGAUUAGCCAGUGUGCGACCGGCUGGGAGACAUGGGGGGUGAAAGUGGUUGUUUCCAUCAUAAGUCCACAUUUUUAAUCGUUUCGGUAAACACAACGACACUUUCCCAAGUCCACAGAGAUUAUCCUGGUUUUCACGGGUAGUUUUGUGAUCCUAGUGAUAGUUUUACCCGACUUCUGCAUCUUGGAACUGGAAAAUUACCAUGAAAACAGGUUAAUCUCUGUGGACAGUAUUAAUCGGGGUUGUGUCCCGUCUCCUAUAAUUCCUUCCCCUUCUGUCUCUCUCCGGCAUAUGACCACAGAUGUUGCGCCGACUAAACGAAACUUUCCAACUUUCCUUUCUCUGUGGACUUGGGAAAUAGUCGUGGUGGGAUCCCAAAACGAUUUAAAAUAUGGACGAUAACGUGACUGGAUGAUACGACUGGCCAGUGUUAAGCUCGGAUGACUUUUCACUGGUUGGUUUUAUUGUAAGUCUGCUUCAGUGUGGGCCAGAUGGAUGGAUGGUAUAAGAGGUAGGAGAUGCAAGUGCCUGAAGGGUUUUCUGUUAGUGGUGGCAAGGCUUAGGGAGCAUUUGUAUUGUGUUAACUGUUUCAUGUGUACCGUAUCUCUUUCAACAUCACUAAAAAAUUGGAAAAAUGAGUGAAUACGGAAACGGUGGAGGUACAUAUCGACAGGUUUCUUUAACUUCCUAUCCUUAUGUUAUCGUUAGUGUACCAGUUAAUGUUCUUUAUAUAUUAUCUCUUUCUUUCCAUUUUCUAUCUGGACGCAGCAUCCUAUGAUUGUCCUUAUGCUUUGAAUAUACAGGAUACACUAAACUUGCCCUAUGGAAAAGCACAGCAAAGAAGAAAUGUUUAGUGUAAGAAGAUCUGAACGCAGCAUUCUUGUAUGAUUGCCCUUAUGCUUGAAUAUACAGGAUACACUAAACUUGCCCCAUGGAAAAGCACAGCAAAGAAGAAAUGUUUAGUGUGAGAAGAUACAUUUAUAUCAAUCAAUUUCAGAACCAGGCCACAAACACUUGGUGGAUUGUAUGAGUAAACUAUUAAAUGUAAGAAUCGUAUAGGUUAAUAUUAAGUUCUGCCAUUAGGUGAAGGUGUAUAUAAUUCGAUAGUUAUGACUUAAACAAAAAUCGUGUGGUAUUGCGACGCUGAGUAUCUUUUGUAUAAGAAAAUAUGAGUAAAUUUUAAAUGUAAGAAUCGUAUAGAUUAAUAAGUUCUACCAUUAGAUGAAGGUGUAUAUAAUUCGAUAGUUAUGACUUAAACAAAAAUCGUGUGGUAUUGCGACGCUGAGUAUCUUUUGUAUAAGAAAAUUGUGUGAAAAUGGCUAAGGUGCUGACACAUAUUACCCCCCCCCCCCCCCACACACACACA